AAAUCAAUCAGUCAAAACAAAAACAAAUAUUCAGUGUUACUUUUUGCUAUGCAAGCGAUUAUUUAAUUAAUAUAAGGCUGAAUAUUGUAAAACUACACCAUGCCACGUUUUGUAAACUAUAAAAGUUAAACGUUAACACAAAAUCAAUGUAAUCUGUUGAUCAUGAGUUCGGCCAAGAGGAUUGAAAAUGCCAAAAAAACUACAAAAAGUAAAAACUUGGCAUAUAAAUGUGAUUUGUGCCCAAAGAGAUUCGGCAACAAGAGGGCUUUAGUUAGCCAUGGCUACUCUCACACCGAUGAGACUCCAUUCCAGUGCACGCUGUGUGAUUAUGCGGGCAAGACGAAGAAGUAUCUCAGCCGCCAUUUCAAGGCGAGGCACAUAGGAGACAGAAACGUUGAGUGUGAAGUGUGUGGAAAGUACUUCCAAUUCGAGUCCAAGCUCAAACACCAUAUGCUGGUACACACUGGUGAGAAACCAUACAAGUGUGAUAUAUGCGAGAAAGCAUUCAAUUCGUCCUACUCUCUCAACACACACAAACUAAUACAUGCAAACUCGAAACCGUACAAAUGCACGUUCUGCCCGUACGCCUGUCGUGACUCCUCGACGCUGCGCAAGCACAAGGAGCGACAUACGGGGAAAACCAAGUACUACACAUGCAGCGUGUGUAAUGUGAGCUUUUCAACGAGGGUCACAUUAAAAGUCCACAUAGCAGAGAAGCAUUUCAACAUUGACAUGAAGAGGAUGGAAUGUGACGCGUGCGGCCAACGAUUUAGACGGAGACAGACGCUGGUUAACCAUAUUCACACCGUCCACGACAAGUCCAGAUCGGCGAAAUGUGACAUAUGCGGCAAAACGCUCAGCAAUAGAAGCAACUUGCGCUCGCAUAUGCGCACCCACGUCGAGCAUAGACCCUACAAGUGUACGUUCAGGGGAUGCAGGAUGAGGUUUAAAGACGCUAGCGGUCGCGUUAAACACGAAAUAAAGCACUAUCCUGAACGCCAGUUCCCUUGCAAGAUAUGCGACAAGCUGUUCACCAGGGAAUACCGCAUGCAUAAACAUCUGAACACGCACAUGGCUAAGGUCAAGAAAGUGGAAUGCGAUUAUUGCGGGGUCCGUUUCUACAACAAAAACUAUCUGACCACCCAUAUACAACGUAAGCACGGCAGAAAGGGGCAGAAGUACGUGUGCGAUCUGUGCGGGUUGGUGACUACGAACAAGCCUAGCAUAGUCAUGCACAUUAAAUAUGGACACGACGCCGAUAAGCUUAAGGAGAUAAUAUGCAACAUUUGUCAGAAGACAUUCAAGAGCGAUUUCAACUUGAAACUACAUUACUGGAGAGCACACAAAAUGGAGUAUAUGAUUCCACGCAAAUUCAAAAGAAAAUGUAAGAAAAAGAAUGUAUCUACAGUACAGGUGAAAGAGGAACCAAUAGACAAUGAUUACGAGGGUGGAAACUAUUUCACAGUCACCCCCAAAAUGGAGCCCUUAGACGAGAAACCAUUAGAUGAAUUGUCGGAUAUGGCUGAACCGGAUAUCCGGAUUGAACUUGAAGAUAUUCCCAACGAUGUGUUUGAAGAGUUCAUUACUCCCGUACAGAAGGGACCGGAAGAGAGGAGGCCGAAAUACACUGAACAUGUUUCCGUCGACAAAAGAUUAGAGAAGCGAGUUAGGAAAAGAAUAGACGUCCUAAUGGAGGAAAGAAAGAAAAAGGCAGAAGAGAGAGUUAAGGAGAUACGCAAGAAGUAUGAAGAAAGAGCGAGAAAGAUGGCCAGCAGAACACUGGAGCGAACGAGAAGGAAAUACAACAGGCUGAUACGGAAUGCCAUCAAAAACUCGGCGAAGAAAGAUAAAAUUAAAAUAAAACACGGCGCUAUUUCUGCACAAGAGCAACAUUCGGAUUCUCUGUUAGAAGCAAACUUCUUCAUAAAACAGACCAUAGACAACACAGAUCGUAUUGUAGAUGAACCAGUCAGAGACAAUAUAGAAGAGCGAAGUAGAAAUAUAAACGAAAUUGAAAUAAUAGAAAAUAACUAUUUAUUAGAUGAAGAAGGAGAUAGCAACGAAAACGGAAUAAGAAUAAGUAACGAAGUACGGAUAGAUGACAUUAAGGAAAAUGAAAUAGAUUAUAACGAAAAUGAAAAAGACAUUGAAGAAAAUGGUGUAGACAAUAUUGAAGAGCAGUCUAGAAAAAUAGAUGAAAAUGAAACUAGUAUAGAAGACGGAAUAGAAAAAGAUAUGAGGAGGAAAUCGGGAAGAAAAAGGAAAAUGAAUUUCAAGUAUAUCGAUCAAAAUGAAUCAAGUACAGGAGACAAACGAGAAAAAGAAGAUAAGGGAAGUAAAUCGGACCAAAAUAGGAAAGUUAAAUUCAAUACACACCAGUGUUAUGUGUGUUUUAAGUUGUACCAGACCAAAGAGGAGCUUAUAGACCACUGCAAAGAACACUUCGACAAUCAGUGCGAGAUGCAAACCCUGAAGAAAUGUCCACUCUGCGACUACUCCACCAACCUCAGCAUCACCAGACACCUAAAACUCAAACACAAACUGAAAAUCAAAGUACCAUACGGAUCCUUCAAAGACAAUAAACAGAACAACGGCACGAAAUACUAUUAUGAAGUCAACGAUGAAAGAAUAAAGAAAUUAGAAAUAAUACCAAGUAUAAAGAGACUUAAUAAAAGAGAGAGUUGCAAGAUCGAUAAGAGAAAUAAAGAGAAGAUGAAUAAAGAAGUAUUGAAGAGUAAGCUUGUAAAGAAAGGUAAGGAAUGGAUAGUUAUGAAAGAGAAAAUAAAGAUAAAUUUCAAAGAUUGCUUGCUACCUAAGUUUGAUAAACUUGAUGUUAUAAAUGUUAAAGGUAGCUAUGCGGAUAGAUUGAAACAGCUUUAUAAACUAGCAAAGAAAAAUGGUAAUAAAAUGGUUUUCCCAUGCGAUUCUUGUGAUAAAGUUUGUCAAACGCUGGCCGCUUUGAAAUUACACAGUAGGAGGCAUGAGGAAAAUCCGAAACCGUUUAAGAAAAAGGUUUGGAAACAUAAACUUGAAGGGAAGCGUGUUGAUAAGAAAAAAGCAAAGGUAGUCACAAAUUUAGAUAAUCGUACAGCGCAACCAAAACCGGUGGUGAACAAACAUAAAUGUGAUAAAGAACUUAUCGAGUUUUACGAACAAAAUAUAAAAGGCGGCGAUGUGGAAUUUUGGCAGUUUUUAAAAAUAUACAACAAAAUGGAACGAGAAAAUAUCAAUGAUUUUGAGGAUUUGCAAAAAAGCAGCCAUUUUGGGUUGCACUGUAAUGAGCCGGUGGAAAAUAUUAAUGAUUGCAAUGAACCCAAAGAUUCCUUGAAUAGUGAUUUAACAAAAGAUAAUAGUAAUAAUAUUAGGAACAGAACUGUCAAAAAGACAGUCAAGAAUACUGUAAGAAACGCAUACACAAGAGUAGUAAGACUAAGCAAACGUGAAGCGAUGAAAAGGGAUGAAGCUAGAAGAAGAUUGAGAGAGAAAAUAUAUUGUAAUAGCUAAAAUAGCAGAUAAAUUAUUAGGAGUUAAUAUAUCUAAUAACAGAUUCCAGGUUAGUAGAGUCAGACCAAGAAAAGUCUGCAGCGGAUUUGAUAGCCCACGCAGUGCAUUAUUUUAAACGUCAAACUUCUAUGAAAUUAUGAGGUAUAAAUAACACUUGCACUGUGUGGGCUGUCAAAUCCGCUGCAGACUUCUAUUGGUCCGACUCUAGUCCAAAUGUUGGACAAAUUGUCCACAACUGUUUACCUAAUAUCGAAGAUAAUUUGAAAUAGAGGCGGAUUGUCAAAGCAAAGAGAAUAGAUAGUAUAGAGGGCUAUUGCUAUAGUAAAUUUUGUAGCCACGGUACAUUUACUGCCAUCUAUCGACACACGAUUAAAACUUAAAAUAAAAUUGAAAAUGUAUAGAUUAAUCAAAAUAAUGUAUACGGAUAAAUGAUUUUUAUUUUUUAUUGUUCCAUACUGACCCAUGUUCUUUCACUGAUGUGUUAAAAUUGUUAAAUACCAAACGGUGUCGUCAACGCCAUCUAGCCGAGUAUAGGCCAAAGGUGUGUGCGCCAUCUAUUCGAGAAUGACUUUCUUGAUUUCCGAGGCACGUUUUUUUCUUAGACUUUAUUUAUCUUAUACGGAGUUACAUAUGUCUUUGGUCAAAGUAAAUUAUGUAGCAACAGUAAUUUUACUACCAUCUUUCGACAGAAGAAAAAAACUGUUAGAACACCAUUCGACUGAUCCUUAUUCUUUCACUGAUAUAUGUCAACUUGUUAAAUAUUAAUGCCAUUUACUCGACUAUAGGCCAAAGGUAUGGUUCCAUGUUUUCGAGCGAUGGCGCCACAACCUUCAGCCUAUGCUCGAGUAGAUGGCGUUAAUAAUAUUUAAAAAGUUAACACAUAUCAGUUAAAGAAUAAGGAUCAAAGUCAAAUGGCGUUCAAACAGUGUUCAUCUUCUGUCGAAAGAUGGCAGUAAAUGUACUGUAGCUACAUAAUUUGCCAUGACAGUAACUCUCUACUUUAAAUCCUCUUUGGUACGCGCUUGGAAAUGCGGCAACUGUAAUUUUCUCUCUAUAGAUUAAUCUGUAUAGGAAAUUUUUAUUUCCUAAGCUUAAGCUUAAGCUUAGGUUUAAGCUUUUGCUUAAGAGUAUUUCUGUCCAAUUUUUUUGUACAACAUGCAUUGUGUCUCACUCUCACUAAGCAAAACUUGAGACGCAAAUACACAUUGGACAGAUGGAAUACCAUCCUUAUAUAGAAAAUAUUAAUUCUUUGAGUUGUCGAAAAUCCUUUCUAACACUUUCGCAGGUGUAUGGCUUUUCACCUGUGUGUUCUCUUUUAUGUGACUGUUAACUACUCAAUUAAGAAAAUGUUUUUUACAAAGUUCGCAGUAAUCCGAUUUUACGGGUUAUGGUUAUGACUAGUUGCCGGAUUACUGAGUGCCGGAUUGGUGAGCGUCGUAAUACCGAGCGCCUACCGUGGUUCGUAGUUUUUCUUCUGUCUGUUUG
Cydia fagiglandana is the source of this 4989-nucleotide messenger RNA. RefSeq lists its product as uncharacterized. The record is from RefSeq and is a predicted model, not a curated record. NCBI's taxonomy places the organism in Eukaryota, Metazoa, Arthropoda, Insecta, Lepidoptera, Tortricidae. Gene Ontology annotation, molecular function: RNA polymerase II cis-regulatory region sequence-specific DNA binding; DNA-binding transcription factor activity, RNA polymerase II-specific. Gene Ontology annotation, biological process: regulation of DNA-templated transcription. The transcript has 16 exons. The coding region runs from base 163 to 3504 and encodes 1113 amino acids.